AGACAACACUCACACACACCAUACAUAUGAUGACAUGGUCGGACCAUCAUCGAUCUGUUACGGUACUGCGUACACAUUCCAUCUUUUCUCUUUUGUCUCCCGUCUCUUUCAUCCAUUUCUCCCGUGUCAAUUAUUUUGUUUAAUCUACUCCUUACUCCUGCCGAACGAGCACGUAGCGCAUCAUACGGGUGAUGCGUUAUGGACGAUACCAGUACCUAACUAAUUCCUGCGCCUGAGACGGAGACAGAGACCGUGACCAGGGCGAACCUCACUCCCGCCGAUCCACUGACUGACUGACUGACUGAACCGCGAGUCUCGGGAGUUGAGUUGUGCAGUCGAUAUACCAUACCUGGAUGAUCAUCAUGGCCUUUCGUGGUCAUGGUCGAGAUCUAAGACUUUAUCAUCUUCCUACCGAGAUCCUCGUAUCAAUCUUGUCCCGAUUCGAAACUCAAUCCCUCCUGCCUUUGAUAGUCGUGUCGAGACAAUUUCACUCCAUAAUCCUACGGAUCAUUCACUUCCGACUCCUCCUCGCGGCGGCCUUGCCCGAUUACAAACUCAUCCUCGAGGCGUACCGACCCAGCAAGAGGUACGCGGACCCUUAUCUGUUUUGUACCUACUUGGGUACCGACGGGUUGAGUUCGAAACAUGAAGGGGUAGGGUCACUGUACGAGGACUGCAGGGGUGAAGAAGGGAGGUUCGCAAAAUUGGGUGCCCUGUACAGUAGAUUCAGACCCGAACGCCCGGGCGUACAAGGUUUGAUGCCGUUGAGAAGGAUAGCCGGGUCACCUGUUGUGAGACAGCAACAUCAAGAGCAACCGCCGCCGCCGCAACAGCAAGCGCAGUAUCAGCAGCAACAUUAUCAACAACUGCCGUUUCAACAACAACAACCGCCUCAACAGCAGGAACAACACCCAUCACAGGAAGCAUCUUCGUCUUCUUCUGCACAACAACAACAACAACAACAACAACAACCAAUCUACGGUACCGACGGUGAUCAAGGUUUGGAAAAAGUCGUACACAAUUUAUACCUCGACGCUGAUGAAUUGUUUUGUCAAUUCUGUGCCUACGCGAGUCUCGUCAGGUUGGGACCACACCGUGGAGUAUUCUUGAGUAACGUUCAUAUAGUACAACCUGGGCAGGGUGUCAUGAGGGUAUGGAAACAAUGGUUACAAGAUCGAGCACAAGAAUUGUGGUUGUCAGAAGGUAAAGGAGAAAGAGAAAGAGAUUUGUCGUCACAAUCAUUUUCGGCAUCAUCAUCAUCAUCAUCGUCGUCGACAUCUUCAACUUCUUCGUCGUCUCCAAAUAAUUGCCCCAACAUUGGUCUGGAUAAAAACAUUUUGUGGACGGAUUAUCGAAAAAAUGUAGGAUUGAGGGUCGCCAUACGAGAUCGGGACGGGAAAUGUUGCACACGAGGUCCCCCGUCGGAGGAGUAUCAAGAUACUCCCAUGAGUUUCGUCAUUGAAAUUCAAGAAUUGGUGGUGAGGACUACCCACUUGAUGUUGGCGGUCGAAACUUCUUCUUCACAAGCCGGUGACGGUAAAACGGGCAAGGCUUUGAUCUUUGGAAGAUUCGCCUCUCCAGGUCCGGCGGCUCCAGCGACAAUUCUCGCUCCAGCUCCAGCCUUGUGGGUUGGUGGCACGUGAGUGGGCGAGAGAAGUCAGGAGGGAGAGAAGAAAACCGAACGACUGACUCUACGACUUCCUUGUUUUUUUGCCUCUGAUUGUGUUCUUUUCUCUCAACAAUGUACACUCCCAUAUGUUUGUCCACCAUCACGCGUACGUCUGCGUUUGAACGGAGGAACUCAAGACUCCCUGCGGGAAAUCUUUUUUUUGGCGGCUGCUUUUGUUGUCAAGAAGACCUGACAUACAUACAUCUUUUGGGAUGGUUGGUGAUGCGCUGGCUGCCUAUGAAUGAAUUACGGAGUAAAUAGACACGAUCUUUAUGAACCUUCACAAUUAUACCCCUCCCAAUUCUAGGUAAUUUUGCACCAGAAGCAAGGACAUCAAGAAGAGAGAUCUCGAUUGCACUGACUUGAUUAUUCAGGGUCAUGCAGAACGUCGACCAAGGUACUCAUUCGACUGGACAGUUCGUAUACACGUCACCAGCUGCAACGUUUGCCAGCUGUCAGAGUCGGUCGUGGACAAAAUUGGUUUUCUUGGUUGUCUUUGGCAUGAUCGAGACGCGAUGUUGCCUUUUCUUCUCGAUAGAUUCACACUCUUCAUGUCAAUCGUAGCCUCCCU
This is a messenger RNA of Exophiala oligosperma, 2240 nucleotides long. RefSeq lists its product as uncharacterized. The coding region runs from base 354 to 1643 and encodes 429 amino acids. The transcript has 3 exons. Gene Ontology annotation, molecular function: protein binding. NCBI's taxonomy places the organism in Eukaryota, Fungi, Ascomycota, Eurotiomycetes, Chaetothyriales, Herpotrichiellaceae. The record is from RefSeq and is a predicted model, not a curated record.